This is a messenger RNA of Durusdinium trenchii, 438 nucleotides long. The record is from the annotation of a GenBank genome assembly. Lineage: Eukaryota; Dinophyceae; Suessiales; Symbiodiniaceae.
AUGAAUCUUGGUCACUUGAGCCUGGUUCAAGGUCGAGCUCGCCUGGUUCAAGGAACUCCGUGGGGCUGCGCCGCGCCGCGAACGCGCCCGGAGAUUGCUCCAAGGGGCGACCGAUGGGAGGACAGCUCCGAUGGCGGAGGAGUGGAGGCGGGCUCCGGAGCUCAGAGAGAGCGGCCGGUGAUCGGUUUGGGAAUCCUGGAGCUCGCGAAUCGGAGAAGGACAGGUGCUCGGUUUUGUAGGGGUUUCUUAAGCAACAAAAGCAACAAACGCAACAUCACCAAGCAGGCCUGUUUCUUUGAAGUGACUGAAUCCUCACCUGUGACUCAGGUCACUUGCAUGUUUAAGGCCGGAGACGAGGAUGGCACCACGUCGGACCCGGACGAAGAGAGUCCAGGUCUUUCACCGAAUCCAUUUUUGAGCGCCACCAACUGGGUAUAG